Melampsora larici-populina 98AG31 is the source of this 726-nucleotide messenger RNA. RefSeq lists its product as uncharacterized. Bases 1 to 726 code for a protein of 241 amino acids. NCBI's taxonomy places the organism in Eukaryota, Fungi, Basidiomycota, Pucciniomycetes, Pucciniales, Melampsoraceae. The record is from RefSeq and is a predicted model, not a curated record. The transcript has 2 exons.
AUGCCCUUUAAUUUGCCUUCGAACUUUUCUGCCAAUCCCGAGAGCUUCUUACGCCGACAACGACCAUCAGAACCUGCCGAAUCCCCUCCUGCCCCUGCACCGCCUCGUUACAACUGGAAACCCCAAGCAGACCACGAUUACACGCCUGACAAAACCAUUCGGACCAUACUGCCCUCGUCAUCGCAUUCAUUAGCGGAACCAACAAACACUCCCGACGUUCAGAUUGUCCGAGAAUCUCUCACGACCCUUACACCAAUAGUCCCGGGUAGCUUUAUCUAUACGCCGAUGCCAGCGUCCCGCGGAGGAUCCUCAGAUGCCGAUACCGUCAAAGGUAAGGAUCCUGAGGAGCGCCGUUCUAAAGACGAAAUCAUCGAGGCCCUCCACGAGCGAAUGAGACAGCUCGAGGAAGAAAAUGCAGCGUUUCAAUCUCAAGCUGCGGCAGCAACGGCAGACCGGCAACGUCUCGACGCACUCGAAGCAACCAUCUCGCAGUUGGUGAAAUCCCAAUCUCCAGGAACCGGAAACAGUGGAGGUUCACAAAACCCGUUCGGCUUAUUGGCAUCUCAUCAGGAUAACCUUAACACCCCCACCCCGUUAGGCCCAAGGGCAAGUCAGUUUAACGACGCUGCGGAGGAUCACAGACCAAUCACGGGACCAGUUUCCGCAUCUAGACCUCGACCUGCUCCACUGGAACGAGGCGACGAAGCACAUCCCGCCAUCCGAUGA